AUGCCUGCUCUCGAUCACUCUCUCGUGGUGCGCGAUCAGUUCCAUCAACUCUUCAAGCGAAAGAAUUGGGCUGCGCACCACCCUGGUGUUGUGCUCGUGUUUUGCAUCGUUUUCAUUGUUGGAGCUGGAGUCAUCGGUCUCGUGGUGUAUCGGAAGGUUCUCGCAGCGAGAGCACGUCGCCAGGCCCGCACCAAAACGGGCUUAAUGGUGCUGCUGGCGAUGGUUCGACCUGUCUACACCAGCACUACUUUUGCUAUUCAUGAACUGUAA
This is a messenger RNA of Xylona heveae TC161, 270 nucleotides long. RefSeq lists its product as hypothetical. The transcript has 2 exons. Lineage: Eukaryota; Fungi; Ascomycota; Xylonomycetes; Xylonales; Xylonaceae. The record is from RefSeq and is a predicted model, not a curated record. The coding region runs from base 1 to 270 and encodes 89 amino acids.